UUGGAAUCAACAGAGCAACAGCAACACACAGCAUCACAAGAUGAAGGCAGGACGAUUGGCACUGGGCUUCCUGGCGAUAAGCCUUUGCAUUUGGCUAACCAACGGGGCCUCUUCGACCACCAGCACGGAGUCAUCGACGAGCACGACCACAACCACCGCGUCCAGUGACACCACUUCGACGACGACGGCCUCCACCACAACCACCACCACCACGUCCUCUUCGACCUCGAAGAAACAUCGCAAGAGAUUCACGAUCUCGAACCUCAAGUACUCGAUAAAGCGCAAGAUCAAGGUCAACAGGAAUAGCACCUCCAGUUCCAAGAGCAAGAGCAAAAAGAGGAGCAAGUCCUCCAGACGCGCCAAUGUCCGCCGAAUCAAUAGGUUGCUCAGACGCCGCAAUCAGGGAUAA
Drosophila takahashii is the source of this 409-nucleotide messenger RNA. RefSeq names its product protein new-glue 2. The record is from RefSeq and is a predicted model, not a curated record. Lineage: Eukaryota; Metazoa; Arthropoda; Insecta; Diptera; Drosophilidae.